AUGGAUCCGAUACUCGAGCCAAUUCCAACAAACUCGUUCCAAACGGAACCUUGUCCAGCUCCGAUGGCGUUUUCCGGUCGCUGGAGCUGCAAUCGGAGGACCGCCGCAUACGAUGAUGAUGACGCGCCGGUCAGAUCGAAGCAGCGGCCUCGUAACGACGAUGACGAGGAGGAGGAGAAUGUGGAGCAUUCAGCUGAGAAUGGGAAGGUGGAAGAGAAGAAGGUAAAGCAGAAGAGGCCGAAGAAGCCUAAGGUGACUUUGGCAGAGGCGGCGGCAAAGAUCGACGCCGCUGAUCUGGGCGCUUUCCUCGUUGAUAUAUCGGACAUAUUGAUGAUGCGGUUCGCUGAUUAUUUUGGACGUGCUUUUUCUGCCGUGACCGCAUCUCAGUUUCCCUGGGUGAAAUUGUUUAAGGAGUCAACUGUGGCUAAGGUCACUGAUAUGCCACUUUCUCACAUAUCUGAUGCUGUAUAUAAAACAUCAAUUGACUGGAUUAACCAACGAUCCCCUGAGGCACUUAGUUCCUUUCUGCUUUGGUCUUUGGAUAGCAUUCUUGCUGACUUGAGUAGCCAGCAGACUGUGGCCAAGGGUUCCAAAAAGGCUGUGCGGCAAGUUGCUUCAAAAUCUCAG
Messenger RNA from Sphenostylis stenocarpa, 627 nucleotides. NCBI's taxonomy places the organism in Eukaryota, Viridiplantae, Streptophyta, Magnoliopsida, Fabales, Fabaceae. The record is from the annotation of a GenBank genome assembly.